Messenger RNA from Venturia canescens, 3336 nucleotides. RefSeq names its product separase (gene Sse). The record is from RefSeq and is a predicted model, not a curated record. Bases 446 to 2407 code for a protein of 653 amino acids. NCBI's taxonomy places the organism in Eukaryota, Metazoa, Arthropoda, Insecta, Hymenoptera, Ichneumonidae. Gene Ontology annotation, cellular component: mitotic spindle; nucleus; cytoplasm. The transcript has 9 exons. Gene Ontology annotation, molecular function: cysteine-type endopeptidase activity. Gene Ontology annotation, biological process: meiotic chromosome separation; proteolysis.
UGAAAAGAAACCUUAUUUUGACCAGGGAUGCUCUCACCUCAGGGAAAAUCAUGGAUAUUUGUUCAAAAAAAUAAUAAAAUAGAAAUCGUUCUAUUACCAUGCAUAUUGGUUAAAUAAUAUUUAUAACAAUGCCCAUUUGAAAUUCGUUCGAUUCUGUCGUAUAAUUCGCUUUUCAUUCAAUCGCAGAAACGAUACGAGCAGACGACGAUGUUACUUAUAGGUCAUAUUUAUGCCCCGUGACCCAAGCGGACGUUACGAAUUUUGAUUAUUUGAAUUGCCCUUGUGUCAAUCGUUUCUUUGCCCUCUCACGCGGUACAAAAGCUGUAUUACUUGACAACUUUUUUGAUAUUCAACGAACGAAGAUGUGAAAUAAUAAACGCCUAGCGUUGAUUGUCCUCGCUCAAAUAGCCUAGUGAAGUAAAUAUUCGAAUAUCAAAACUUUAUAAUGGCACUGUACGUUGAUAAAAUAACAACGUUAUUCCGCGAAUGUAAAAUUUUGGAGAAUCAGGAGAGGCAACAAGAUAAAAAAUUAGCCACCACUGUGCAAACUCACAAGACAGAAAAUGAAGGAAAGACAUUUCGUAGAAUCGAAUACAAUCAUUCUCGGAAUCAUCACGAUAAUUUAAUAAUAAAUCUGGAAGAUGUUGAUUCACAAGAAAUUUUAUUCCGGAAUAUCCAAUCUUUCGUUUCAACUGCGAAAAUUCGAACUGCCAAUGUUGAAUUUUCAUAUUUGAACAAAAUGCUGGCAAUGUCAUGUUUGGCGAAUGGUGAUGAAAUGACUGCGAUAGAACAUUUGAUAGAAUCUCAUGCAGUCAUAUUGAAACAACAUAUAUAUCAUAGAUACACAAAGACGCUAGUGAGGAGAGAAUUUUUAAAUGAGCUGCAAGAAUCCGGUCUGAAACCGGCUCAUACAAAAUUUGAUCCAGACUCCGGGAAGGGUCAAAGCUCGUUAAGAGCAAGACUCGCAGAAAUGCCGAAAGAAUGGUACAUGGUCCAGAUUACAGCAGGCUACAAAGAUCCGUAUUCUUUGAAAGGCAACGACUCGGUCCUCGACACCAUGAUCCCGUUACACCUCACGAUUUUUCCCACAGGCAAAGGUGCCAUUGACCCCUUUCGCAUAACACUGCCAAAGCCUAAAAACGAAGAGAGUCAAGGAUACGACGGAUUGAAUGAAAUAGUCAAAAUACAGAAGAAUAAUAAGGCUGAUUUGGAAGCUUACUAUGCGAGCAAUAAGUGUUACUGGAAAAUGAGGGAAGCACAGAAUAACAGAAUGAAGACUGCAGUGAAGGAGCUCGAAUAUACGUGGUUGAGGGAAUGGAGAGUACUCUUGGUUGCUGAUCCCUUGGAAGAAUCACCACUAGCAAAGGAAAUGGGCGAUAUGAUUGACAAGCUCAUAGCCGAUGACUUAACUUUAAUCGCGAUGUCGUCGCGAUCGAGAUGGCUUUUAAAAAAAAUAGCAACGAGUUCUCAUUUUUUAAGCAAAGUUGAAAUUGCCAGAGCGGUUCAUUACGUUCUUUGCGGUAAUAAUAAACUCGCAAAUAAUAUUAUACUUUCGAUAGACGCAAAACUGAAGACUAUCACUCAUCCACAAACUGAAAAAAGAAAAACGUUGGUAAUUAUCGUCGACGAGUGUAUCGAUCACGUACCUUUUGAAACGAUGGAUGUGUUGGUGCAUCAUCCGGUCACGCGUUUUCCUUCGUUUCACAUUGCCUAUGCAAUGUUCAAAGAGCACGAGGACACUAUAGUCAAAGGUUGUAAAAUCGUGAAGAAUAACAAGGAGUUGGGCACGUUCAUUGUAAAUCCAGCUCGCAAUUUGGAGAGAUUAGAGAAGAGAAUGAAGCUCUUUAUCAACUAUUGGCUGCCGAAUUGGAAGGGAAAGUAUGGAAUGGAGCCGGAGGAGAAUAUUUUUGAAAACAUCCUCGUCAACAAAGAUGUACUCAUGUACUCUGGCCAUGGCAGCGGAAUACAAUAUUUGCCUGGAGAAAAAAUUGAGAGGCUGCGUGUUCGAGCUAUCGUACUCUUGUUCGGUUGUUCGAGCGUCAAACUUUAUCCAACCGGAGGAAGAUUUCCUCCCUAUGGCAUCUCAAAUCAGUACCUCAUUGCGUGCAGUCCUUGCAUGCUGGGAAUGUUGUGGGAAGUCACGGAUGGCGACAUCGACAGAAUGACCGCUCGUUUUAUGAGCGAAUGGAUACCAUCUGAUCCUGGAAAAUCUUGGUCCAAUGUAGACAUCAAUAAAUGGUGCGAAGGAAUCUUGAAAUUUAAAACGCCUAGUACUGGUGAUUCGAACAAAGCGUCGAUGAACGAACCGGAGCUUCUUCGAGCAGUUGCAAAGUCGAAAGAAGUGUGUACACAACAUAUGACAUCGGCAGCUAUAAUAGUACGGGGAUUGCCAAUAAGGCUGGAAUAAAUCUCGAAAUAGUUGGCGCUCGCUCAAUCGGGUCACAUGAUGAUUUGAGGCUCCGGCACAGAAACUCCAAUGUUUUUGUGGGGCAAGACUUGUCCACCGUUUAUGUAGAGCUCGUCCUUGACGAUAACAUCUUCACCGAGUACGGUCGUUCCUUCCAUUCGUACCCAACGGCCGACUACGCUUUUCCAGCCAACGAUGCAGCUUUAGAGAGCAAAAAAUGAACGAUAGAUCUUUACAAGAAUACAGGAAUGAUUUCUAUUCGAUCUUAUUAGAAGCCCCAAGGCUUGGAUUAAAAUUGAAAUUCAUUCGAAAUUCCCACCCUUCGAGCCAGGCGUGCUCCUUCACCACUGACGACCGAAGAAGCGUUGUUUUUUUCACGCAACAACCAUCCGCCAGGGUGACUCCUGGUCCGAUCGUUACGUUGGGACCGAUCCGGCAAUCUUUACCGAUUUUUGCACUCGGAUCGACCAAAACGUUGCCUACGACACCCGGUCCGUCGUACAAUUGGUGCGGUGAUUUUUGCCUCAAUGAUGCGAGAUACAUGCACAUCCCUAAUCAGUUAGAAUCUCGGAUUACUGAUUAAUGAUUAUGGAUUAAGGAGGACAGGGUUAGUGAGUCCAGGGAAAAUCGUUUUUUCAAACCUGUAAGAAAAUCUUUCGGCUGUCCCACGUCCAUCCAAAAACCUGACAAUUCCAUAGCAUAGAGUUGACCAUCUUCUGCCAUUUUCGGAAAUACUUCCUUCUCUAUACUCAUGGGCCGCAGUUCUAUUCUGCUCAGUACGCUAGGAUUUAAUAUGUACAUACCUGAAACAAUACAAAUUCUUUUCAAUAAACUGUACAUAAUUUUAUUAACGAUAAUAAACAAUUUGUACGUUUUCCAAUUGCAUUGUAUUCUGGUAUUUUUUCUUAUUAAAAGUUGUUUUGCAAAGA